UUUGGCCUGUGAACGUCGUCGCCGCGCUGCUAAAUUUUCCCACAUUUUCCGAGAUUUUUCCCCCUCAUUGGUGUGAGUGUGCGGCGUGUGUGUGUGUGUGCGCGUGCAAAGGCGCCAAGUUUUCGGUGAGACUUUAACCACCAGUAAACAACAACAGAACCGCAUAGAGACAUCCACCAACAAAAAAAAAAGGACGAGUAAACCAAACCAAAAAACCAACAGAAAAAAAAGGAAAAGUCAAACAGAGCCGCCGGCCUUGGGAAGUUGUCACAAAAACCGCAAUCAAAAAUAGUAAACAAACUCGGGGAAUUCGAUAAAAAUCAACAAGGGAAGACGACGCCGUUAAGUAGGCAACAAACCAGCUGCUGGCCAACAUGGAAAUGGACGUUAAUCGCCCGACUGGCCGCCAUGGCAACCUAAUGACCAUAUCCGCCCGCUGCUCUAACAACAACUCGGGCCCGGCCACAACAGGAAACGGUGCCAUAACCGGAUGUGAGCCCAGUUCCGGUGCGUUGCCGCCCAGCGGCUGCUGCGGCAUCUUGAGCCGCCUGUUUUGCGUGAGUCGGCACAAGGCCACCCAGUCGGUGGCGGGCAGUGAUUUGCCCCUGGGACAAAUGCAACUGCAGCAGCGCAAAGGUGCAACAUCCGGCUGUGCAGCGGUUUCCGGACAGCGAAGGCGACGCACGCCACAGGAAAUCUACUUCGAAAGUCGCGGCAAGUCCUGCAAGAAGCUAUUGAAAUUCAAUGGUAAUUCCAACAAGAUAUUGCUGUAUCCGGAGGAGGGUUGGGCGCGAACCGCCUCAUCCAGUUACUGGACCAUCACGCCCUGCUGGUGGCAACCGAAUCGCUGUCGCAUCGUCGAGUGCUCCGGCACCCAGCGGCGUGCAACGAAGGCCAGGAUGCUGCCGCUGGAGCAACAGGGCUCGCUACUGAUUGCCGGACACUUUCGCCGGACGACGCCGGCACCGGGUGCUGGAGCAGGAGCCCCGGGGGCGACGGGAGUGGGUUCUGGGAGCCUAGCUGCACCUACACCCACGCCGGCGACACCUGCAACAACGGCCGCAGCCGCAGCUGCUGCAAUCCGGACGCGAGCAAUGGGCAGUGGUUGUGACAAGUCAUUGGCGGCCGCGUGGAACGACGAGUUCAAGCUGUAUCUGACAUCAAACAUCUCGAUGGAGGACUACAACAUGGGCUACUGUCUCACCGGGUUCGUGGAGCGUCGCUGCCAGGUGACAAACACCUUUCAGAUGACCCACUUUGCCGUCAUCAAGCGGCAGUGGCCACCGUCGCCGUCCAAUCUGAGCAACUCGUAAGGCUCUCCCUACCCUCACACCCCAAACUUUUGUAUAUGUGAUCCGAUCUAUUGUUUCAAAUUGGAAACAAAAACAAAAAAUAUUUGUAAUUAAGGGUCUUUUUCGGUUUUUACUUUUGAGGGAAUUUAUCAACAUUUAAUUUAUUGUCAAGAAAAAACUUUUAAAAUUAUUUCUGAAAGCAACAAACUUCUCAAAGGUUUUGAAAUCAUUUUAAUAAAUUUAAAUUUUAAUAGUUAAUACCUGAAACACUUUUCAGUUGAAUAAAAUAGUUUAUCUUGAAUCUUAUUUUAAAGUAAAUUUCAAUGAAAAAAAAAUCCCUUGAAAGUAAUAACUGAUAAAGACCCAAUAGAUACUAUUUAAGUUCUUAGAUUCUAAGUAGAGCGAAAUUUUUGUUGUGCAAUCUUGAACUAAAAUCAAAAGAAUUUUGGAAAGUCUAUAAGAAGAUGUACCAUAACACUGCUAGAUCUUAAAUGUUAACAUCUUAUUGACACAAAAGGUCUUUAGCCGACAGUUUACAAACAAAUUCUGUGCAUGUUUAGUGCGUAAAUUGUAAGUUUAACUAAAAGUUAAAGAGAAAUUCGAAAAAAAAAAGAAAUUAAAAAAGAAAACAAGAACUAGGAAACCAAAACAAAAACUUUACGUGUGCUUUCAGUGUUGUGUAAUAUGAAAAACGGAAACGAAUAAAAGAAAAACAAAGUACUAGUAACUGUUAAAUGCUAAAUGCAGCUAAACCGCUUUUCCAACUCGAACAUACACACACACACACUCACAUACCGAGGCACUCACACACUCGCACACUUAAGCUCGGGCGGCUACUUAAUGCUUCAAAAAAGUGCAACAAAUUGAAACUUGUGCUUGUCGAAGCAUGUGAUUGUGAGUGCUCCGCUAUAAGCGGCUAUACUACUACAUUCCCAUGAGAGAGUGUGUGUGUGUGUGCGAGCUGGUGCUCUCUUCUACUACAUACAAAUAUGUACUUUAACGGCCAUGUUUGCGAAACCUAUUGCCUUUAAGCUUUAAAAUAUAAGCACAACUCAGCGCAGGCAAGCACAAGUCAACAGCUUCGAGCGCUGGCCAUUGCCACUAAACGUUCUUCAAGUUGUGAAGUGAGAAACAGUUUGAGAACAAUUUAAAAUUUAAAUCAAUUAUUCAACAAGCUGUUUAGCAACAACAAUACUUGUUAGUUUUCAACUAGAGACUUAUUUAAAGAGCAGUUUUAAUAGUUUCCGCUAGUUUUCCCUUUUCCGUUUAAGGAUCUGCAGGUAGCAGGGUCACACCAAGCCUUGAAUAUGUUUCAGAUAUGAGCUUGGUCACACUUCUUUAGCCUUUUUAAUGUAUAAUUUCGGUUUCUUUUGUUUAUUUUGUAACAAAAAAAACCCGAAAACCGUUUAGUGGCAGCGACCAUAAAGCUAUCUUGUCCAAAUCUGAGAUUGCCUCGCCAACUCUAAUGCUAAUCUAGGGAACUAAGCCACUUAAGCCCUCUAUCUCUCUCACACUAACUCACCCACUGACCCCCCCCCCACUGACCCCACUCACUCAUGCUACGGCUCUGUCCCUCUCAUUCACUCUCUUUGAGCAUGAUACGCAACGUAUAUCAACAAUUCGUCCAAUAAUUGGAGUCUUUCGGCGCCACAAAUUGCCAAGUGUCGAUGUUGGCAAGGCCGAAGCUCCAAUUGCCAAAAACCCUAAGUGUUAAAAAAGAAUGAAGCCAAAACGUAAGGAAAACCAAAGCUACAUAAGUCGAAACUCAACGUAGGAUAAGUGAUAGUUUGAAAAUCAAUAUUUACAAGCUAGAAUAUGAAUCUAUAUAUAUAUAUAUGAAAAUCUAUAUAUUUGUGUGUAGGCUGAACAUUUUUGCGUAUAUAUGCUAUAUAUAUAUCGGUGUAUUUAUAUAAAUGUAUUGCGAAUACACGUAUACAAUAACAUUUUUGCUGUAGUUCGCAUAGCUCGCUUUUAGGCGCUUUUACACGCAAGCGAAUAAGGCAGACAUCCUCUUGAAUCCUUUUUUUUUGCUUCAGACCGAUCCCCCCUGCCACUUUACUCCUAAACUAAUUGAUAUUUAAGUAUCAGGUACCUGCCAGAAUCAACAACAACAACCAGAAAAACCAAAUAAACAAGUUUAAAUAAAAAUAUAAAUAAAUAUUUAUUGAGCCAUUAUGUCUGUGCAAAUAUUUGUGUCCAUUUUGAUUAGAAUACGAGCAAAUAAAAACCAUUACAAAGCGUCAUUAUUUUUAUUUUAGAUAAACACAGAACAAUCCGAAUAUUCAACACACACUUGAUGUCGUCUCCCUGAAUUGUAUAAAUGUUUAAAAUUAGUGUGAGAUUCCCCCUCUCUAACUCUCUCUGUGUGUGUAGCAAAUUUUUCUGCGCCUCUGCUUAAAAUAAACAAACAACAGACACGAGUUCAGCUUCAAGCCGAAUGUACAACACUUUAAAACAAAUUGAACAAAAGUCACGCAAUGAGCUUUUUUGUAGUCAAAAUCAAUGAAAUUUCUAUAAAAACAAAAAUUAAAAAACCUUUUAAAAUAGCAAAAAUGAAAAAACCAGUCAGCAACAUAAGUCCAUGCCACGUGAGCAAUGUGGUAAUUAGUUAAUAUUAAGCUUCUAUCGACAUAAGCGAUGUAAACAAGCGUAAUUAGAAAUAAGAGAAAUUGGUAGAAAAAGCGGCAAGAAUUCAAUAAAAGCAAAAAUCAAAUCAGAUGAAAAUGCAAAUGAAAAUAUUAAUUGAAAUCAAACAUGUUGAUAUACACACGUAAAUCGAAACAAACAAAAAAAGUGGAGGAAGGACAACAAAUGCAAUUUGAGCCGCCGUUGGUAGAAAUGUGUAAUGAAAAUAAAUAACCCUGAGCUGGGGGAAAAUUGAAAAUGAGAUUUAACAGAAAUCAAAAACAUUAAA
Messenger RNA from Drosophila kikkawai, 4206 nucleotides. RefSeq lists its product as uncharacterized. Lineage: Eukaryota; Metazoa; Arthropoda; Insecta; Diptera; Drosophilidae. The record is from RefSeq and is a predicted model, not a curated record.